AUACGUCAUACUAGCCACGCGUCGCGAAGGUAUAUAAAGGGCAGACCUCCGCUGCAUUUCAUCAGAACACACGUCAAGAACAACUACAGCGCAACCCAUCGCGUGUAACUGACUCCGGCCUUUGUUCGUCGUUUCUGUCUUCGUGACUUUUAUCCUUCCGGCCGAGCUAAAAAAACAAAACAAGCAUUUCGCAACUCUCCUUCCGUUACAAUGUCUGGACGUGGUAAAGGUGGAAAAGGAUUGGGAAAAGGUGGCGCCAAGCGUCAUCGUAAAAUCCUCCGUGAUAACAUCCAAGGUAUUACCAAGCCUGCUAUUCGUCGUCUUGCCCGUCGUGGUGGUGUCAAGCGUAUUUCUGCCCUUGUUUAUGACGAGACGCGUGCCGUGUUGAAGCUUUUCCUCGAGAAUGUUAUUCGUGAUGCCGUUACCUACACUGAGCACGCCAAAAGAAAGACCGUUACUUCUCUUGAUGUUGUCUACGCUCUGAAACGCCAAGGCCGUACCAUCUAUGGUUUCGGUGGAUAAGCAUCUCGAUGACUUCCAUUUUACUAUACCUUUUCCAUUUCAUGAGAGUGUCCUCUUUCCUGGAAAUGUGCAGGCCAUGUUUCCCAUUUCCCUAUGUAUCUUAAUCGUUUAAUGUUAUUCUAUGUGACGAA
This is a messenger RNA of Schizosaccharomyces japonicus yFS275, 653 nucleotides long. RefSeq names its product histone H4 h4.2. The transcript has a single exon. Lineage: Eukaryota; Fungi; Ascomycota; Schizosaccharomycetes; Schizosaccharomycetales; Schizosaccharomycetaceae. Gene Ontology annotation, cellular component: chromosome; nucleosome; nucleus. The record is from RefSeq and is a predicted model, not a curated record. Gene Ontology annotation, molecular function: DNA binding; protein heterodimerization activity; structural constituent of chromatin. Bases 211 to 522 code for a protein of 103 amino acids.